AUGUUCGAUGAAGCAAAUGAACGUAGCCCAACAGGACAUAUCACUACUAAUCCUGAAGAUUUGCUUGCUCGUCGUUACAGACGAGGGAACUCUGAAUCAGUUCGACAUCUCUCGGUACGAGUUCGUGUUGCGGAAGAGGAAAUUAAAAAGUACAAAAUACAAAAUGAGACUUUAAAGAAGACUGUCACAAAAGUGAGCAAAGAAUUAUGUGAUAAGCAAUGUGAGGUGGAGAGCUUACGAAAGAUGUUCGAACAGCAAGUUGAUGAUCUUCAAUAUCAAUUGUCAAAGAAGGAACGUGAGAAUAAACAAAGCAAAUUCGAGACCGUAAUAUCGCUUUUACAAAGUACUGCAGAUCCUCUAAAGACAUAUGAACCUCCAUUUUCAUUUCUUGAUGAACCGAAACUGGAGACAGCGAAUGCAGAAGCGCAAACAGAUGAUUGGAUGUUGCGGUCCAUAAAGAAGACAGUUUAUGCAGACAACCGAAUCGUCCCGACUGCUGGACCAAGCUUAAUUGUGGAACUUCCGGCUGAUAAUGAAAAUAGUGAUGCUGAGAGAUAUGAAAAAAUGGCAGAAGAAAUUGCAAAAUUGGAGAAUGAAAAAUUUUUUCUGAAUACACAGUUGAAAUUAACCAGAAACAAACUGGAAAAUCUCGAAUUGCAAGAAGCGCAAAAAACGAGUUUGGAAAAUCGAUUGGUAAUCCUGACCGAAAUGAAUGAUUGUCUGGUCAAAGAGAAUGAACGUAUUAAAGAGAUAACUGCAUCAAAAAUGGUUGCUGACGGUGGCACGAUGGAAGAGAAGCGCAGAAUUAUUGAUUUAACCUUAAAGUGUCAAACGAAAUUGGAUGAGAUACAGGCGGAAUUGGAUUGGAAGUCGCAGAAGUUGCAAGAGCAAUUGCAAAUCAAUCAAAUUUUGUCAACGAAUUUGGAAAAUAUGAAAGAUAAACUAAAUGCCGAGAAUGGCGAGGACGCAGGCAUGAUUCAAAAUGACGUGGAAGUUUUAAAAAGAUAUGAAAGUGAAAUCAGUGAACUAAAGAAGAAACUUGCUCAAUACGAAGAAUUGCUGGAUCCAUCUAUCAAAAUUUUACACAUGAAGAUGAAUCCUCUGCAUACAGCAUAUCACGAAUAUAAAGAAUUUCAAACAAAUAAAAAGCGCAAAUUGAACGAAUCUUUAUCAUUUUUGAAUGAAGAUAACGAUAAUUUGAUCGCUACAUUGCGGAAAAAGCAGCGUGUCGAGAUGACAAAACAAUUAGCAGAUUUGCAAUUCCAAUUACAUAAAGCAGAAAAAGAAAAAGAAAGAGCACUAAAAAUACAAAGUAAUUUAGUCAAGAAAUAUCGUGCUUUCGUGACUGCUCUUUCUGGAUUACAAAUAAAAAUGAAAGAGGAUGAUUUGGUGCAAGUUGAAAGCAUUUUUGAUCCUGGAAAUUAUUUUAUUUUCAAGGUACUCGAUUAUGGAAAAACGAUUAGUUUAUUGGAAACAGAUUAUGCAACGCGAUGGACAGCGCAAAUCCAUGAAUAUCUACAAGGGAGAAAUUCAAUUCCUGCUUUUUUAGCAGCAAUUACUUUGAUACUUGAUGAACGGGCCGAAAGUACAACUUCCGUGUCUUUUUAUCAGUCUGAUUAA
Cercopithifilaria johnstoni is the source of this 1620-nucleotide messenger RNA. NCBI's taxonomy places the organism in Eukaryota, Metazoa, Nematoda, Chromadorea, Rhabditida, Onchocercidae. The record is from the annotation of a GenBank genome assembly.